Messenger RNA from Colletotrichum abscissum, 849 nucleotides. Its product is annotated as basic region leucine zipper. Gene Ontology annotation, molecular function: DNA-binding transcription activator activity, RNA polymerase II-specific; RNA polymerase II transcription regulatory region sequence-specific DNA binding. The record is from RefSeq and is a predicted model, not a curated record. Gene Ontology annotation, cellular component: nucleus. NCBI's taxonomy places the organism in Eukaryota, Fungi, Ascomycota, Sordariomycetes, Glomerellales, Glomerellaceae. Gene Ontology annotation, biological process: regulation of transcription by RNA polymerase II. The coding region runs from base 1 to 849 and encodes 282 amino acids. The transcript is spliced from 2 exons.
AUGUCGCCUUACACAAGCACUGGAGGCGGGCGCGCGCCCAAUGUGUCUCGCUACCUGCGUGACUUGAACACCGUCAAGGAGCCCGGUUCCGCCGAGGAGAACUUCACCUUCGAGGACGAUCUCGCCAUGUUCACAAACACUCAGUUUUUCGACUUCGAGACUGGCCAGCACACCGACUACCAGGCACCGCCCAAGAAGGCCGAGACCGCUACCGUUGCUGAGCCCCAGCCUCCAUCCAGCGCCGUCACCGAAGAAUUGACCUCUCCCAUUGGCGACUUUGGCAAUGUCGACUUUUCUCUGCCAGGCGAAUUCAACUUUCACGAUUUCACCAACCCCUACCCUGCCUCGGGCGUCCCGCCCUUCGCCGAAGGCCUGGGUAACCUUCAACCUCUCCAGCCUAACCCGCAACCCACCUACGCACCGCCUCCUGUAUCUCAGCAGCACAACCACCACUAUGCUGCUCCCACGCCUUCUGCCGCCGAGACCAGAACUCCUGAGUCCUUGAACGGAGUCAGCAGGCCCGGCCACAACUUCGAGGAGCAGUCUCGCGUUGCCGCAGAGGAGGAUAAGCGCAGGAGAAACACCGCCGCCAGCGCCAGGUUCCGCAUCAAGAAGAAGCAGCGUGAGCAGGCUCUCGAGAAGAGCGCCAAGGAGAUGUCGGACAAGGUCUCGGCUUUGGAGCAGCGCAUCAACCUUCUCGAAACCGAGAACCGCUGGCUCAAGAACCUCGUCAUGGAGAAGAACGAGGGCAGCGAGGACAUUGCUUCUAUGCUCAAGGAAUUCCAGAACAAGCAAACCAAGACGACCGCGACAUCUUCGGACUCUCUCAAGACUGAGGAGGCAAAGUAG